Molecule: messenger RNA, 2189 nt
Organism: Hipposideros armiger (great roundleaf bat)
Lineage: Eukaryota; Metazoa; Chordata; Mammalia; Chiroptera; Hipposideridae
Gene: TMEM209
Product: transmembrane protein 209
Exons: 15
Coding region: 96-1838 (580 amino acids)
Cellular component (GO): membrane
Source: RefSeq, a predicted model, not a curated record
UUUCGGGGUCGCUUUUGUGCUUCCUGCACGCGGAAUCCAGGCGGGCUGCCGGAGUUCCGCGCCUGCAGACCUGCAGAGGGUUCCGCCACUGGGGGAUGUGGCCAGGCGUCCCGCCACCCGUAGUGGGACGGAGGAAAGAAGCAAUAGGGGUUGCUCAAAUGCAAGGGGACCCAAACCUUAGUGCUUCCCUUAUUGACAGAACCAUCAAGAUGAGAAAAGAAACAGAAGCUAGGAAAGUUGUUUUAGCCUGGGGACUCCUAAAUGUAUCUAUGGCUGGAAUGAUAUAUACUGAAAUGACUGGAAAACUGAUUAGUUCAUAUUAUAAUGUGACAUACUGGCCCCUCUGGUAUAUUGAGCUUGCCCUUGCAUCUCUCUUUAGCCUAAAUGCCUUAUUUGAUUUUUGGAGAUAUUUCAAAUAUACUGUGGCACCAACAAGUCUGGUUGUUAGCCCUGGACAGCAAACACUUUUAGGGUUGAAAACAGCUGUUGUACAGACUACGCCUCCACGUGAUCUGGCAGCAACCCAAGUCCCUCCCUCUCCGCCUUCUCCUUCAAUUCAGGGGCAGAGUGUGUUGAGUUAUAGCCCGUCCCGUUCACCCAGUACCAGCCCCAAGUUCACCACCAGCUGUAUAACUGGAUACAGCCCUCAGCUACAAGGUCUGUCAUCAGGUGGCAGUUCUUAUAGCCCUGGAAUGACAUACUCGCCCAUCAGUGGUUAUAAUAAGUUGGUGAGCUAUAGUCCCUCUCCUCCUUCUCCAUACCCUACCACUGUGGGCCCUGUGGAGAGUGGUGGACUGAGAUCUCGCUACCGUUCUUCACCUACUGUCUAUAACUCUCCUACUGACAAAGAAGACUACAUGACAGACCUACGAACAUUGGAUACUUUUCUUCGAAGUGAAGAAGAGAAACAGCAUAAAGUUAAGCUGGGGAGCCCAGAUUCUACCUCACCUUCCACCAGCCCGACUUUCUGGAACUACAGUCGUUCUGUGGGGGACUACGCACAAACGUUAAAGAAGUUUCAGUAUCAGCUUGCCUGUAGGUCUCAGGCCCCAUGUGCUAACAAAGAUGAAGCCGAUCUCAGUUCUAAACAAGCCGCAGAGGAGGUUUGGGCAAGAGUAACUAUGAAUAGACAACUUCUUGAUCACAUGGAUUCAUGGACAGCUAAGUUCAGAAAUUGGAUCAAUGAGACAAUAUUAGUGCCUCUUGUACAAGAAAUUGAGUCUGUCAGCACGCAGAUGAGACGAAUGGGUUGUCCAGAGCUGCAAAUAGGAGAGGCUAGUAUCACCAGCCUGAAACAAGCAGCUCUGGUCAAAGCUCCUCUCAUCCCAACCCUGAAUACAAUCGUGCAGUACCUAGACCUUACCCCAAACCAGGAAUACUUGUUUGAAAGGAUCAAAGAACUUUCUCAGGGAGGCUGCAUGAGCUCCUUUCGAUGGAAUAGAGGUGGGGACUUCAAAGGACGCAAGUGGGAUACUGACUUGCCCACUGAUUCUGCUAUCAUCAUGCAUGUAUUUUGCACCUACCUUGAUUCCAGAUUACCUCCACAUCCUAAAUACCCCGAUGGAAAAACAUUUACUUCUCAGCACUUUGUUCAGACACCAAAUAAGCCAGAUGUGACAAAUGAGAAUGUUUUCUGCAUUUAUCAGAGUGCCAUCAACCCUCCCCAUUAUGAGCUAAUCUAUCAGCGUCAUGUCUACAAUCUUCCAAAGGGCCGAAAUAACAUGUUUCAUACAUUAUUAAUGUUCCUCUACAUCAUAAAGACCAAAGAGUCAGGCAUGCUUGGGAGAGUUAAUCUUGGCCUAUCCGGUGUGAAUAUUUUGUGGAUUUUUGGCGAGUAGUGGGUCAUUUAAUUCUAAACAUUUGGACUUCUAGUUGACUGAAUCAGAAGUUGAAUCUAAGCAUCUCUGAGUCACCACCUCUUUUGUUUUAAGACACGUGUGUGUGUUACAGACUGUUUAGAUUUAAUGAAACAUUCGCUUUUAUAAAACUUCCUUGUAUAAGUAUGUCCCAUAUCUUCUACACCAAGAGACAUUGCCCUCAAUUUUUUAUUGCAUUUCUGGGUUUUUAGUUACCUACAAAACUGUAACCAUUCAGAUUGUUGUUGACCCAAAACAAUGCAAUUCCCCCUUAAUUAAAUAUGAGUCCUUUUUCAUUUUAACUUCCAAAUAAGAUUCAUCUACCGCAUUCUU